Phialemonium atrogriseum is the source of this 1386-nucleotide messenger RNA. RefSeq lists its product as uncharacterized. The record is from RefSeq and is a predicted model, not a curated record. NCBI's taxonomy places the organism in Eukaryota, Fungi, Ascomycota, Sordariomycetes, Cephalothecales, Cephalothecaceae. The coding region runs from base 1 to 1386 and encodes 461 amino acids. The transcript is spliced from 2 exons.
AUGCCGACCCUCCUCGAGGCCCUGACAAGACGGAAUGUGGUAAUCAACUCUGAUGCCGUCGUUCCGGGCGGCAAUACCACUGUCAUCACAAGCAUUCUGCCCGAAAAUUGGUCUCCAUGGCUCGACUUCAACUACGCCACCCUGACACGAAUCUUCCGGAGGGAGCUUGCCUCGGAAUACCAAGGUUCACCAGAGCAACGGCCGCUGGUGGAAGACUUGACGAUCAACAAUGAGGAAACUCUAGAAGACCUCUUGCGAAGAUUCGUUGCCCCAGUCGUCAACUACGCGUUGGAUGGCCAGGCAGGACAGUGCCAUCUUGGUCGGGGAAGUCGAUGUGGGGCUAAGGACAGGCCUGACUGGUCUGUGAUUUCUCCAAUGCGCCUCGACGAAUACGGACGACACGCCAACAUGCUCCCAGGAGACACCAAGCUUGACGCAAAGUGGUGGCCUACAAUGGUCGAGGAGGACGAGAGCAACUUUGCUCAAUGGCAAAAGGUCGUGGCCCAAGCUGAGACCUAUAUGGCCCUACAUCGAUCCAGAUACGGGUUCAUCCUCACAGACAGAGAUCUUGUUGUGUUGAGAAUCACUCGCCAGCCUAUCGACCCCGGCCUGGCUCAGGGGCGUCCUCAAAGAGAGAUUACUGGUGCUGGUCAUUCGAGACAAACUUCCGAUGCCACUAUGGAGUCAAGCGUUGUUUCGUCAUACAGGGACAACAACGGUAUGGAGUGGGACUACUCUGAACCUGAAUAUGCCACUAUUCCCUGGGCUGCACAUGGAUAUGGAAACCUCACCAUCAAACUUUCUCUCUGGUGCUUGGCUAUGAUGGCUACGAAUGGCGACGCAUUUAUCGACUAUUCGUAUCCCGGCUUGGACAGUUGGCGUGCUGCAGACAAGGGAUAUGUUCACAAUACAUCAGGCGCGGCUAAAGCAAAGCUUUCCAAGGAAGAUGCGUUUCAAGAGCCCGAUCCUGACAGACCUUGGAGAGAAAGAGCUGCCCAUGAAGCAGCAGCAGUACCGCCCGGUAGCUAUUACGGCGGCAUUCAAAGCCCUGGUGGCGGCGAUGGCGGGGCCAACUUUAGCCAAGCUGGUAGCACCUUUGACGAAGGCCAUGGCCAAGGAUACGGAGGUUCCAACAACAAGGGCGACAACCAGAGCGACCAGCAGAGCGACCAAACGGUAGUCGGAUCUUCUCGCAAGCAUGACAAGCGUGACACUCGCAAGCAUGUCACGGGGAAGAGGCACAAAACAGGCAAGAAGAAGCUUUACUUUGUCAACGCCAAUGGAUACGAAGUAGAUACGUCCAAGAAAGACUGGACGAAAGUCGAAGGUGGAUACGAAUACAAGGGCCGGAAGUAUGUCUAUUUCACCAAGGGAUUUCCUGAGUAG